CAGGGGGGAAUGCCAGCUUUGCAGGCAGUGGGUCUAAAAUAGCCCAAUAUUUCUUCAUGCAUGUGUUCAAAAUGUUUUUUUAAUAUACAAUAAUUUAAGUCGAGCAUACACUCAUCCAUAUGAAUGCACGUACGCAUAGCCUAUAACUAUGAGCACCUUCAAAAGACUGAACCGGCACAACAUCUUCAGGUGGCUCAUUUUAAUCAAGAUCUACAUAAAAUACGUUGUUUUACAGAAAAAAGAAGUUUCAGAAGCCCAAAAGCAAAAUCGGAAAAAAUAAAAUCAGAAGCCCAAAACUGAAAUAAAAUAAAAAGUGAACAUCCACCAUCGUAUCCAUAAUGCUAGGUCAAAGACGGAUUUCGAAAAAGGAAAAAAUAAACGGCUUGCUAGCUAGUAGCCUAGUAUCCCUCAGAAAAAGAAAAAAAGCUAGUAGCCUCCAGUGCCCUGCCCUGCCUCGUCCCAUCACCUCAAUAAGCACAACGGCUAGUAGAUCCUGCACUCACUGACUGCAGUGUGUGUUCCGACUUCUGAACGAGCAUGGAUCAAGCCACAGCCACGGGCUAAGCAGUCAUGCCGUCCCCAUGGACUAGCAAAGUAGCAAUGGAGGAGAGUUGCAGCAGCUGCAGCGCCAAAAAGAGGAGGAAAGGGGAUCACCGUCAACGGCCGGAGCAGGAGCAGAAGAGCGGGAUGGUGGCGGCGGGCAUCAUCGACCCGGAUGUUCUCGACUGCACCAUCUGCUUCGACCCCCUCCGGCCUCCGGUCUUCCAGUGCGCCGUCGGGCAUGUGAUCUGCUCAUCCUGCCACAGCAACCUCCCUAACAAGGACAAGUGCCACACGUGCUCCCACACCGGCGGGUACCACCGCUGCAAUGCACUUGACAAAAUCCUGGAGUCGUUCCACGUCCCUUGCGCCAACGCCGCAUACGGGUGCACCACCAAGACGCACUACCACAGGGUUGAGGAGCACCACAAGUCAUGCCCGCACGCGCCAUGCUUCUGCCCUGAACCAGGCUGCGGCUUCAACGGUGGCUCCACCAUCAAGCUCCUGGAUCAUCUCACCAGCGGUCACAUGUGGCCGUCCACCGAGUUGGAGUACAAUGUCAAGCUCACCCUGCAGGCGAAAGCAGGAGCCCAUGUUCUCCACAGCCGAGACGGCAGCCCUCUUUUCCUAGUGAAGUUCACUCCGGUGCCGCCUUAUGGCAUCGCCGCCUCAGCCUUGUGCGUAGAUCCUGAUGCCGCCACCGCCACGGAGAAGGGGCGCAAGUUCAGGUGCCAUCUUGGCUCGAGCAACGUCGACAUGGAUUGGCAGCAAUCUUCGUGUUUCCAGGUCAGGAGCACCACGCUCUCCAACGGGUGGCCACCGGCAGAGGACGGCGGUGACCUUGUUAGCAGAUUCUUCUCCUUUUUGAUCGGGAGGUAUACAGAAGCGUCAUGCUCGAAGGAGAAGCAUGCCGAGAGGUUGCAGCAACUUCUGCUACGAGUUCAGACGGUUAUCGAGGAGGCGGAUGGGAGGUACAUCACCAACUCUGGUAUGCUUCUGCAACUGAAGAGGCUAGCUAGGGCUAUGUACCAUGGUUAUCAUGCCCUGGACACCUUCAAGUGCAACCAACUAAUCAGAGAGGGCACUAAGGAAGUGAUGAGUUCUGGCUCAUUUGCCUCAUAUCUUGUCACUCCCUUGAAGCGCUUCCGUGCAAAUGCUGGUAUAUCGAAUCACCAAGUUGAUAACAACUGUGACCUACAAGAUGCCUUGUUAAAUUUAGAGACCGUUCUUUCUAAUAUCACAGAGUUUGUCAUACUUUUGGGUGGGUGUGAACCCAUGUUUCACAGACCCUAUGACACAUAUCUUUAUGUCGACAACUGUAUGUUCGGUCGUUGGACUGAGAAGCAACAAGUUAUCAACUUCUUGUUGCAGCGCAACCCUUGUGCUUCUCCAUCUGUACUUCCAAUCAUCGGUGGCUAUCUAGUCGGGAAGAAAACUCUGGUAGCACAUGCAUGCAAUGAUGAAAAGGUCCGUAGUUACUUCUCUUCAAUUUUGCACUUCAAUGGAGACAACUUCCAUAUGGUGGAAACAGAAAGGUGCACAGGGAGGGCAUUGGUCAUUGUUAAAUUUGUUUCAGAGGUCAAUGAUGAGGACUGGAAAUCAUUUUACCGGGUAGUGACAUCCAUAAGCACAGAAAGUAAGGUUAUAAUCAUUAGUAGGAUGGAAAGUUUGACUAGAUAUGGUACUGUGAAGCCAAUUCAGCUAAGUAGAUUACCAGAUGAGGAGUACAGCUACCUCUUUAAGGCACUAGCAUUUGGAAGUGCCCACAGUGAGGACCACCCAAAGCUGACACUGUUAGCAGGAGAGUUCAUCAAAUUGUUGGACGGGUCAUUUGUGGCAGCAUAUUCACUUACCAAUGGGUUGAGGACAAAUCUAAGCCUUCAGUUCUGGCUCUCCAUGUUGAAGAGAUACAAGAAUGUGACAAAGAACAACUUGUCAAUGUUUGGUGAGCAUCCAUCAGACCGUUUCAAAAAACGAUGUGCAGUAGACUUCACCAACUUUCUUCCAUCUCCCGCUGCUCCACUACACCUUAUGCCUCCUCGAACUGAAGCCAGGAAACUACCCAAGAUAAGGAUUGGAGAGAUCAUUGAGAAUCCCUCCCUUCGUCCUAAGGGUGACUUUGUAUUAGUGACAUGGGAAUCACAGAUACCUCCUUAUACCGAGUUCAGUUACCAUGUCCCGUACUGUGCUCAACAGCAGCCUAAAACAAGCUUGCGGAGGAAGCGUGACGCUACUAUUUCUCUGUAAUGUUAUUUUCUUUCAUAUUACACCGAAACUUGUGGUGUUUCUUUUAUGUUCUACUUCUUACAGUUGUGAAUCAAGAACUACUCAUCGUAUAUCACUAUAGCCUAAAAGUACUGAUUACGAUUGUCAA
Messenger RNA from Hordeum vulgare subsp. vulgare (domesticated barley), 2914 nucleotides. RefSeq lists its product as uncharacterized. Gene Ontology annotation, molecular function: zinc ion binding. Lineage: Eukaryota; Viridiplantae; Streptophyta; Magnoliopsida; Poales; Poaceae. The record is from RefSeq and is a predicted model, not a curated record. The transcript has 3 exons. The coding region runs from base 571 to 2787 and encodes 738 amino acids.